CCCUCUCGUGAACCUUACUGCUCGACAACACGUCCUCCUCGUUUGAUUCGUGUUUGACGUGUCAUGUGUGGCAUGCAACAUUAAUUAACAGCGGUAUCGAAGUUUGUUUUUAUCUCUCUUUUUCUUUAUUUCCCCCUUUUUCUGUUUAGCUUCUGAACGAGAGCUUUAGAGGACAAAAGCUAAAACAGCCAAUGGGCGGACGGCUUGUUACGGUGUCCGACAUUUCUGGAGGAUGGGAAGAUGGGGCGUUACAGAUACUCAGGAAAUUAUUAUUCCUUUGUUUAUUUUCCACCUCACGUCUGUCAGCUGGAGUGUACAGUGCUUUGUAAACGCGGCUCUUGUCUCUAAGGGGUGAUUCUUUGACACUCAACAAGCUCACCAAUGAAGAAAAAGCCUUGUAAUCCGCCGCGUCCCAAACGCAGCAGGCAGGUCAGCGCUAGCAAUGAGUGUGGUGCAGAGCCAGGCACUGUGCUGGGCUCUAACCUCCAACUAAACUCCGAAACUGUCCCACAAUCGACCUCACAAAUCAGGAACCUGGCUAUGUCGCAGCACAGUCACAACCUCCUCAAGUUCUUGAAUGAGGACCGGAGCCGACAGAGGUUCUGUGAUGUGUCUGUCUCUGUGGGUGGGAAGCUCUUCAGUGCCCACAAGGUGGUGUUGGCCCAUGGGAGCAGCUACUUCCACGCUGAACUGUCCAAAAACCCUGCUACAGCACAUGUGACCCUGGACCAUGUGGAGGACUCUGUUUUCCAGCUCCUGCUUGGCUUUUUGUACACUUCUGAGUGCGUUGUCGCAGAAACGGACCUCCCAGCUCUUACUGAGGCGGCUCGAUUCCUAGACAUGAUGGAUAUACUUAAACUGCUGUGUGAAGAAGGGGACAACAACCCAGUACGAGUGAUCCAGGCACAGGAUGAGACAAGAGGGUCCCCUGAGGGCGAAAUGAUGUUCAGUGACUCUCCAGCAGGGGACACAGACAUCCAGAGCCAAUGUGAUGUUCAGUACACCAUGUGCGGUCGUCAGUUUACCACUGACAGCUCCCAGCACAACCACUUGGCUGAGUGUCACACUGAUGUGCAGCAGGAAACCUCGACAGAGAAGGAGAAGACGGCACCUCAGAGGACUGCAACCACACGGAGGUCGGCUCGCAGGAGGAGAACACCCACCAAGUAUCAGAGAGAAAACGUGGAGUACUUUAUCAACGCUCCUGAGGAAAAACAAAGGACUGUAUAUGUACGCAGAGAUCAGGAUGAAGAAAGAAUGGAAGCAGUGGGGAAGGUGGUCGUGGAAAACCAAGCGCCCAAACUGGAUGAGAACGAGACGUCUGCACAAGACGUAAUGGACGAAGAGGAAGGAGAACAGGAAGGAGACAUGAAUGAGGAUGUGGCGGCCCAGAGAAAAGUUAUCGAUGUUUGUGCAGCAGACAAGAACGAAGGUCAGCACGCUUCAGAUGUUGUCAGGACAGAGCACCAGGCUGAUGGAGAAGUGGAGGCGCAGGUGCCAGCAGCAGGAAGUUCGACCCAGAGUUCAGUGUACCCUGAAGGUCUGGCUCCUGUCAUCAUCAAAACCUCCAGCAAGAAGAUUCUCAAGUGCCCCAAAUGCGACAAAACCUUCGACCGAGCAGGGAAAUAUGAGAGUCACACCAGAGUUCACACAGGAGAGAAACCAUUCCAGUGUGACAUCUGUCUUCAGCGCUACUCCACCAAGUCUAACCUGACCGUACACAAGAAGAAGCACACCAGCGACGCUCCCUUCCAGAAGAAGGAGCACAAAUGCCCCUUCUGUAACAAACUCCAUGCCAGCAAGAAAACCCUGGCCAAACAUGUCAGGAGGUUUCAUCCAGACCACAUCCAAGAGUUUUUUACCAAGAGGAAGAGGAAGAGUGAAGGCUGGAAAUGUGCUAUUUGCCUGAAGACCUUCACCCGCAGGCCACAUCUACAGGAGCACAUGAUCCUGCACACCCAGGACCGACCUUUUAAAUGUUCCUUCUGUGACGAGUACUUCAAGUCCAGGUUUGCCAGACUGAAGCACCAGGAAAAGUUCCACUUAGGUCCCUUUCCCUGUGAGAUUUGCGGCCGACAGUUUAAUGACACAGGCAACAGAAAGAGGCACAUUGAGUGCACACACGGAGGAAAAAGAAAGUGGACCUGCUUUGUUUGUGGGAAAUCCGUCCGGGAACGGACAACCCUGAGAGAGCACUUGAGGAUCCACAGUGGGGAGAAACCUCACCUCUGUAGUAUCUGUGGCCAAAGUUUCCGCCAUGGCAGCUCCUACAGGCUUCACCUCAGAGUUCACCAUGAUGACAAGCGCUAUGAGUGUGACGAAUGUGGAAAAACCUUCAUACGCCACGAUCACUUGACCAAACAUCAGAAAAUACACUCUGGUGAGAAAGCACACCAGUGUGAAGAGUGCGGCAAGUGCUUCAGGCGCCAUGAUCAUCUGACAGUCCACUACAAAAGCAUUCAUUUGGGAGAGAAAGUUUGGCAGAAGUAUAAAACUGCUGUGCAUCAGUGUGAGGUUUGCAAGAAGGAAUUUAAAGGAAAGUCCAGUCUAGAAAUGCACUUCAGGACCCACUCAGGUGAGAAACCUCACAGAUGUCCCGAGUGCAACCAGACAUUUCGGAUCAAGAAGACCUUGACAAAGCACAUGGUGAUACACUCGGACGCUCGUCCGUUUAACUGCCCCCACUGCAGCGCCACCUUUAAGCGAAAAGACAAGCUCAAGUACCAUGUUGACCAUGUGCACAGCACCCGGUUCACUGAGCCUCCCCUCGGUACGCUCAGUGAGGACAAAAUAGUCUCCAUUCCUUUUGAGGAGACCUCUAAGGUGUACCGUGCUGAGCCUAAGUCAGCCCUCCAGAGCAGCCCUCCACCUACGAAUGUCUGCGUACCCGUCACUUUAGUUCCUGUCCAGAUGGCAGGAGGAGCGCAGGGCGAUCUGAACGUUCACAGGGCCUCAUCGAUCUCCUCCCAAACUCACAGCGUUGUGAGCAUGCAGGCCCAAGGACCGCAGCAGAACUCCAGCUACCAGGCCGCUACAGACCUGGCAUUCUUAGAAAAGUACACGCUCACUCCCCAGCCAGCUAACAUCGUCCACCCUGUGAGGCCUGAUCAGAUGCUGGACCCACGGGAGCAGUCCUACCUGGGAACGCUGCUAGGACUGGAUUCUGCUUCGUCUGUGCAGAACAUCUCUAACUCUGAUCAUACACACUGAUGCUCUUUUAAUAAGAAUAGAAACAAGUAUUGUCUUCUGGAUAAAAUGAUUACAUUUAGGUCAAAAACUACUCUGGUGCAGGAUGGGAUUCCUGUUUUAUGCUCAGCCUGAUCUCAGGAAAUUCGCACCUCAUUAUUACCAAAAUAAAUGUAUUUGUGUGACGUACAAAAAACGAAAACUGUGUGGAUUGAAACAGGGUUUUUUCUGCUGUAACUAAAGUAAAACAAAGACAAAUAUCACAACUCUCUAAAACUGAAAGAGACAAGUGUGACAUUUUUGUUUCAAUAAAAACAAGAUUAAAACAAAUUUUAAAUGUUAUAAAUUCAUGUAAUGAAAAAUUCUGUUUUCCUAAAGCAAAUGUUUGAUGAUCUGUGGAGUUUGUGGGAGCACAGAAUAACUUGUGUUUUAAGCUUUGUGACAUUUUUCAUUGUAUUUUUAUUGCUAAUUAUUUCUUAAAUUAUCCGCUGAUAGGCAGAACAGUAAUUGAUGACAAUUUUGAUAAAGUUAUGAAUCUUUGAAGAUAUUUAUCCAGUAUUAAUAGUGAUUUGAUAUUCGAUUUUGGUUGCAGUAACUUAUGAUAAAGCAUCAUAUUUUUAAAAAGUGAAUUUGCUUACCAAUUAAAUAAAAAUCUUUAUGUAAGGAAAUCGAUAAUGAAACAUGUAACUCAAAAGUUUCCAGUUCAUAACUGUGAUGUGAGGUUAAAAAAUACUGAAGGAAUUAUUUUACUUCCCAAAAGCUCCGAUCAGCGAUGUUAGCGAGUGUUUUUGGAAUACCUCCGAAAGGUAGGCUGCCCAUUCACAAAAUGCUACAAAUAUUAAAAUAGGUUCAUUAUUUCCUGUUGGGACGUUAUGUUCAACAUUGAUAUGUACGUCACAGGGCUGUACAUUAACUUGUUUUGCUUAUAGCACUGGUGCUACAGAGAUUGAUAGUUUUGUAGGACAAUCUACAAAAUCUCUAUCAUUGGUAUGUAACUAUAGUUACAAACAACUCAUAUGUAGGCUACACUCUAGUCUAGAAAACAUGUAAAAUAAGAUGUCACUGGUGCCAAGGUGGUAAAUCAUCCAUAGCACAGACUGGUGUAGCAUGUGCUAUAGGCUACAUCUGUAUUUUUACUGUACUGUGACUUAUUGUGAAGGACUGAAUAAAUACGGAACCGGACCGGGUGCGUUGAUUACGAUGGUUGAUAACGGUGAUAUGAAUUUGGCUUACCCACAAACAUACAAUUUCCCCAGAAAAAAUCAGCAGUCCC
This is a messenger RNA of Centropristis striata (black sea bass), 4459 nucleotides long. RefSeq names its product zinc finger and BTB domain containing 41 (gene zbtb41). The record is from RefSeq and is a predicted model, not a curated record. Gene Ontology annotation, biological process: regulation of transcription by RNA polymerase II. Lineage: Eukaryota; Metazoa; Chordata; Actinopteri; Perciformes; Serranidae. The coding region runs from base 382 to 3210 and encodes 942 amino acids. The transcript has 11 exons. Gene Ontology annotation, cellular component: nucleus. Gene Ontology annotation, molecular function: RNA polymerase II cis-regulatory region sequence-specific DNA binding; protein binding; DNA-binding transcription activator activity, RNA polymerase II-specific.